Trichoderma virens Gv29-8 is the source of this 1578-nucleotide messenger RNA. RefSeq lists its product as uncharacterized. The transcript is spliced from 3 exons. The record is from RefSeq and is a predicted model, not a curated record. The annotation marks the transcript as partial. NCBI's taxonomy places the organism in Eukaryota, Fungi, Ascomycota, Sordariomycetes, Hypocreales, Hypocreaceae.
UCAAUACUAGUAGCCAUUCUUGGCCUCUUGGUCGCUGCGGUGUCUGCCCAGGACAACAACGUUUCGACCUCGCCUCAGUCCGACCAGCCUCCAGACUGGGCCACCAACAAUGCGCUGCAAAUGAACCUGUCAACCCCCAACGGGGAGUCCGACCCCAUUCAAUAUACUGUUAUUCCUGUUCUGCCAAAUGCUGGUGUGAACGGGUCAAGUAAUGGCACUCAAGUACAAACAGUAAACAUCAACGGCGUCAUGAUUGCCGCCGACGUAUCCAACUUUAACAAGAUCACAAGUUCCAACGAUGUCGCAUACCUAUCAUGUGACCCUCAAUCCAAUACCUUCAUCAGCACCAACAGGAUGCUCAACGAUCUCAUUGAUGCUAACCCCAAGGCCAUCGUUCUCUAUUCUCUUGGGGGCACUUGGUGCAGUCUGGAUUUUGCAAACCCACCCUCAUUUUCCAACAUCCUCUCUAUGGCUGACAGUGGCGAAGCACAGGGGGUUUUGAACUCCCUCAACGGUACUGCUACUGGGCGCGUGGUCAAUGUUUCCAUCACAGGAAACGCCUCGAACACAGACCCUAACAACAAUUCUGGAGGUGGAAGCAGCAACUCGACCGUCGCCAUGAGCAUUCUUUACACCAUCACAGCUCUCAUCACUCUCUUGUUUCUCGUCAUCAUCGCCACCGGCGCUGUAAGGGCCCAUCGAUACCCGGAAAGGUAUGGACCUCGGCGUGCUCUUGGGGGCCGACCUCGGCAGAGUCGAGCAAAGGGAUUGGCUCGUGCGGUUCUCGAAACACUCCCCAUUGUCAAGUUCAACAACAAUCAGGAACCCAUUAAGCCGGAUCCUGAUCUUGAGCUAGACGCAGCUACUACCGACGGCCGCGAUGCUAGAACUCAGAGGUCAUCGUCAAUCCUCACCCAGGAAGUACAGCAUGAGGUGGCUACAGCUACACCAGCCACAGCCGCGGCAGCCACAGGUGAUAGCAAGACCCGUGAUGCAGCUCCAGUUGCCGAGGCUCAUGGCGCUGUCGAAACUCCUGCCCCCCCUCCAGUCGUGAACGUGGGUUGCUCUAUCUGUACCGAAGAUUUCACGGAAGGCGAGGACAUGAGAGUUCUGCCUUGCAACCACACGUUCCAUCCAAACUGUAUCGACCCUUGGCUUAUUAACGUAUCUGGAACAUGUCCCUUGUGCCGGCUUGACCUUCGCCCUGAGGCUGAGACUCAUGAGGGUGACAUCGGCCUGGCUACCGCCCUCAACAGGGGCCCUGGUGACAGAAACUCUACACUACCGCCUCCUUUGGCUCUGGAGGGCGAGGAUGGAGAGGGCAGCCAUGCCCACCAUCGCCAUAGGAUUUCUCGCUUUUUCGAUGUCAACAGGUUGAGACAAGCUACAGCAGAAGAGCAAAUCGAAGCUCUUCGACAGAUGCGAUCGACUCGCCACAACGAUACAGAGGCCCCCGAAGCGGGCGCCGUCCAUGAUGCAGAGCGCGAAAGAGGACAGAGGGCCCACCUAACAGCCAAACUAAAGGAGAAGUUCCGAAUUCGAACCAGAGCUCGGUCUCCUGAUCGUCGACAAGACUAA